ACCCUCCUCUUCCUCCUCUACACCGACCCUCGCGCACCCACACACCACCAUGGGCUCUAUUGACGCGCUUUCGCCCGCUCUGACCGACGACGUCGAGGUCAUCCUCCUCGGCACCGGCACAUCCUCCACCGUCCCCCACGUCGACUGUCUGACCGCCCCGCCCGGCGCAAAGAAGUGCAAAACGUGCUGGUCGACGCUCUACCCUGAGGGCAAGAAGAACAUACGGCGCAAUACCUCCGCCGUCGCCAGAGUCCGCGCGCAGAACGGCGAGCUCGUGACCAUUGUCAUCGAUGUAGGGAAGAGCUUCCAACAGGCCGCAGUCGAGUGGUUCCCGAAGUACGGCCUCCGCAAGAUAGAUGCCGUGCUCAUCACUCACGCCCAUGCGGAUGCUAUGAAUGGACUAGACGACCUCAGAGGGUGGACGCUGCACGGCGCUAUCCAGCCUCAUGUUGAUUUGUACGUCUCCCUUGAGACUUUCCAGGAGGUCGGUAGGGCAUUCCCCUACCUAAUCUCGAAGGAAUUUGCCUCUGGCGGCGGCGAUGUGCCUGAGUUCAAUUGGCAUAUUAUUGAAGACCGAAAACCGUUUACCAUCGGCGACACCGGCAUCGUGGUGGACCCGUUCAAAGUGCACCACGGCCGUGUCUUCUCCGCACCUCCCGUCGAUUUCACGCCCAGCCCCAACUCGGUAUCGCCCGCAUCCACCCACCCAUCGUCUCCGGGCCAGCCGGGCACGCCUGUCAAUGCACGCGCCCUGACGCCAGAGACCGAGCCCGUCAAGGAGAUCUUCCCCUACUUCUGCUUUGGAUUCACGAUUCAGAACGCCGUGACGUACAUCUCGGACUGCUCGCACAUUCCCGAGGACGUCUGGGAACACAUCCGCGCCUCGUAUGCUGCGGCGUACGCAUCUGCGAGGCCGCCGGUGCUUGUGCUCGAUUGCCUGCGCCUCCAGCCACACACGUCACAUCUGAGCCUCGCGCAGGCGGUGGAAAUUGCGCGGCGGAUGGGCGCACGCAAGACGUACCUGACCGGGUUCAGCCACGAGGUCUCCCACGACGAAUAUCGCACGAUUUUGGAGCAGGUGGGAGGACGGACGGCGCCGCAGGACGAAGUCACUGAGGUGGUGAAGCAAGGCCUGGAGACGCUCGAGGACGGCCCCCCGGUGUGGGUGCGCCCUGCGUUCGACGGCCUGCGGGUGUUCAUCUCGCCUUCUGGCAAGGAGGUGCGGGACUCGGAGUACUAUUGACAUGGAAGAAAGAUUGUAUAGAUUGUUGGUGAUAUUCCUACUGUAACAGUUCCGUAUUUGCCUCUUGUAUCUCCCUUUCGUAAUUUCCGCGGCGUAGACAUGUACCAGUGCUCCGUUAUAUUAUACCUAUCAAUUAAAGCAUAAGC
Trametes versicolor FP-101664 SS1 is the source of this 1389-nucleotide messenger RNA. RefSeq lists its product as uncharacterized. The coding region runs from base 50 to 1243 and encodes 397 amino acids. The transcript has 7 exons. The record is from RefSeq and is a predicted model, not a curated record. NCBI's taxonomy places the organism in Eukaryota, Fungi, Basidiomycota, Agaricomycetes, Polyporales, Polyporaceae.